This is a messenger RNA of Cetraspora pellucida, 120 nucleotides long. NCBI's taxonomy places the organism in Eukaryota, Fungi, Glomeromycota, Glomeromycetes, Diversisporales, Gigasporaceae. The record is from the annotation of a GenBank genome assembly.
AUUGAAAUAGAAAGAUAUGAUAGAUAUGAAAGACAAAUUGCAAACUUUUAUAAUAACAGACAAGUUGCUCCUCUAUCAAAUGAUAAUACUCUUGCAAAUAAUAUUAAUGAACUAAAUUAA